GACUGGAGUGUCGCAAUGCAGAGCAGAGACUCUGGUUCCGUCAUUAGAAGCAAUUGCCCCCACCCUCUCUCUCAUUUGAUUGACGUGGCACUGACUCGUCGUCCUGCUCCGGGGGAAAGGAGAGCGGAAAAAGUUCAAAACUUAAUUCUACCAGCAGAACAGACCUCUCCAGUUCAUGUCCCGUCCAUCGACGUCUUGUCCCUCGGUCCAUCCUAUGAACUCUUCCCGCUGCAGGGAGUCGGUCUCGUGAUCACCAUGGCUUCCACAGCUUUGCUGCUGCUCUGCUUCUCCUUCUCGUUUUCCCUCACAGUGGCCAUCUUGUUUGGUGAGCCCCRAAUAUUCGGAGAUGAUGCUACUGGUUAUGGCCCCAUAUUUGAAGAAGAGCCUGUGGAUGUGGUCUACACUGAGGACUCGCCUGAUAAGAGAAUCUCCAUAAACUGCCGGGCUCGAGCCAACCCACCAGCUUCAUACAGGUGGCGCCGGGAUAACUGGGAAAUCAAGCUGAAGGAGCAACCAGAUGAGCACUACAGUCUGGUCGGAGGGAACCUGGUGAUCACUAAUCCCAUCCACAAGAAGCACGCCGGCACGUAUACGUGCGUGGCCAAGAACAUCUACGGCACCGUCCUCAGCAAGGAGGCCAGGGUCAAGUUUGGAUUUAUAGAAGAGUUUCCUGAUGAGGAGAGAGAACCAGUGUAUGUGAAGGAAGGACAGGGGGCCGUUCUGUUGUGUGUCCCUCCAAAAGUCUGGCCACAGGAAGUGACAUAUCAGUGGAUCUACAAYGAGUUUCCAGUCUUCCUGCGCACGGACCGCCGUCGGUUUGUCUCCCAGAAGACGGGAAACCUGUACAUCGCCAAGGUGGAAGCUCAGGAUGCAGGGAACUACUCGUGCUUCGUUUCCAGUCCCGUCUUGGGGAAGAGCGUCUACUCCAAAUUCAUCCCUCUCAUCCCUCUGCCCCCUGAUGACGGUGAGGAAAGAAAAUACCCAGCAGACAUCAGGGUGAAGUUCCCGGACACAACAGCCAUGCUGGCUUCCAACAUCACCUUAGAGUGCUUUGCUCUUGGAAAUCCCAUCCCGCACAUCGUAUGGAGGAAAGUGGACGCCACCGACCUCCCGGCGAAUCAUGAAAUCAGCGAAUCAGGCGCCGUGCUCCAUCUGUACAAUGUUCAGUACGAAGAUGUGGGUGCGUACGACUGCGAGGCCAUCAACACUAAAGGGAAGGACUGGCACAAGGCUUGGCUCUAUGUGGAGGCUGCACCGGAGUGGGCGGAGACUAUCAACAACACUCAGGUGGACAUCGGUUCUGAACAUACGAUGCGUUGUGUCGCUGCAGGAAAACCCUUCCCCUUCAUCCGCUGGUACAAAGAUGGUUAUAUGUAUGGGAAAGGUGAGUUGAAGUUCUCCAGUCUGACAUUUGACGACUCUGGGAUGUACCAGUGCAUCGCCGAAAACGUUUGGGGCAUCAAAUACGCCAACGCAGAGCUGCGAGUCAUCGCCUGCGCGCCCACUUUUGAGCUCAACCCCGUGAAGAAGCAGCUUCUCGGAGCCAACGACGCCCGCGUGGUUAUAGAGUGCAAACCCAGAGCCGCUCCCAGACCUCGAUUCACCUGGACRAAGGGCAAGGAGCUGCUUUUCAACAGCUCGCGCAUUUCCAUCAUGUUUGAUGGCAGUCUGGAGAUCCUCAAUGCCACCAGGAAUGAUGAGGGUUUAUACACUUGCUUUGCUGAGAACGACAGAGGAAAGGCCAACAGCUCAGGUUACCUCACCAUCACAGAGGCUACCAGCAUCACAGUAGCUCCUGAGGAUUCUGAGGGAAAAGUUGGAGAUGAGGUGAUUCUCAGGUGUGCUGCUUCCUUUGACCCCAUGCUGGACAUCACAUUCAUCUGGACCAUAGACUUCAGAGUCAUCGACUUUAACACUGAGUGGCAGCACUAUGAACGAGUUAUGAGUGAAGACGGAGUUGGUGACUUGCGCAUAAAGAAUGUCCAGAUUUGGCACGAAGGUCGUUACACCUGCACAGCUCAGACGGUGGUGGACAGCGACACUGCUUAUGCUGACCUCAAAGUUGUAGGUGUUCCUGGGCCUCCCGGUGUGAUCCGGGUGGAAGAGAUUGGGGACACGUGGGUUAAGCUUUUGUGGUCCAAAGGAGCGGACCACAACAGUCCCAUCCUCUAYUACACCAUCCAGACCAGACACUUCUGGGCUCUGAAUGAAGACGACUGGAGGAAUGCCAGCACCUCUCCAACUGUUCUCGAUGCUACUAURGAAAGAGCAGACGUAACAGACUUGUAUCCUUGGAUGGAGUACCAGUUCAGGAUCAUUGCUACCAAUGAGUAUGGAUCUGGAGAAGCCAGCAUACCUUCACUCAAGAUCAAAACCUGGGACGCUGCUCCAGUUGUUUCUCCCACUGAUGUAGCAGGAUAUGGAGGUAGAAAUGGUGAGAUAAUCAUCACAUGGACUCCUGUGCAGCCCUGGUAUUUCUACGGCAAAAAGUUUGGAUACAUUGUYGCGUUCAAGCCUCAUGAUGCCUACGACUGGUGGUACGAGACCAUCUCGGACCCCGAGACGAGACGGCACGUGCACAGAGAUACCUACUUUGUUCCCACUGAGGAGGACUUCCAGGUGCGAGAGUUUCAGGUGAAGAUCAAGUCGUUUAAUUUGAAGGGAGACGGACCGUACAGCCUCACCAAGGUCAUCUACUACCCAAGAGAUGUACCCACAGAACCUCCAACAGAUGUUUACGCCAGGCCCGUGUCUUCCACUGAAGCUGUGGUUUGGUGGCUGCCGGUGUUUGACACUGGAACAGGUCUACAGCAGUAUGUUGAGGGGUACCAGGUCAAAUACUGGAGGAAGUACGAUGACCCAGAGCCAGGAGCCAAUCGUAUAUUUGUUCCAGCAACAGCUAAUCAGACCAGGCUGGAGAACAUGCUGCCAGACUCGCACUACCUCAUCGAGGUCCGUGCCUUGAAUGGAGCAGGACUAGGACCACCUGGUGAACUYUGUGAGAUGUUCACUAAGAGACCACCCCCCGCAGAUCCUCCCAGGAUGUGGCGCUACAUCAGCUGGACAGGAAAGUGGCUGUAUGUGUGGUGGGAUCACAUCCAGUACGACUGGUUUGGAGACGUUUCCUUCCCUCUGUACUACAAGGUGAUGUUCAGAAAGACUGGCUACAUCUACGGGAAGGUCUACAUCACCGGCUGGCACUUCAUGGACUUCCCCAUGCCGCAGCUCGGAGACUUUGAGCUGAUGGUCCGUGGCCGUUACGAAGGAGGAGAUGGCCCAGUCCGCAAGAUCAGGAUUCAGGGUACAGCAUCUAUAACCACCCCUACUUCAAGCCUUGUGUUAUUCAUGCUGCUGACAUGGUGCAUCGUGGGACUGUAAACUCAAACCUGAUGCCRAGGGUCUUGUAUAUAAUGAACUUGAUGAACCUAAUGGAAGAUAUGGAAAUGGUGAUGAGUUUUCAGAUUAACAAUCAGUUAAAAUCCAACAUAAUGCAUCUUAAUAGAAAUUAUGUUACACUAAAUAUUCUUGUUUCUCACAGUAGAACUGGUUAUUUAUGGAUUUAUGCACCAAUGAAGCAGGAUCUGUGAGUCAAGCUAAAUGCUUAUAGAAACUGUUGGAUAAAUUUAUUUUUUAAAUGAAUCACUGUUUAGAAAGUACUGUUCAGAAAUACUUGUUUUAUGUUGCGAAGAACUUUGUUCAGAAAGCAUUCAUGUUUAGGAAUGCAAUGGGUUUGGUUCGUAAAUUAUUAUUAUUAUUUUAGUAUAGAUACAAAAUGUUUUGUCUGUCAACAAUUUUGCAAAUUUUUUUAAGGAUGCUGUAUCUAUAUCACAAUGUCAAAUAGAAAUAAAACGGCUUUUCACAAAAGCCAUUCGUUGUCACAUACUUUUUCCUAAUGAAGUCUGAGGCCUGAUUUAAUGAUGAUGCAAUGAAGUUUUUUUUUUAAUGUGACAAAGCCUUUACAUAAAGUAAGACAAAAACUGA
Molecule: messenger RNA, 3981 nt
Organism: Austrofundulus limnaeus
Lineage: Eukaryota; Metazoa; Chordata; Actinopteri; Cyprinodontiformes; Rivulidae
Gene: cntn1b
Product: contactin 1b
Exons: 25
Coding region: 16-3378 (1120 amino acids)
Biological process (GO): axon guidance; brain development; cell-cell adhesion
Cellular component (GO): axon; plasma membrane
Molecular function (GO): cell-cell adhesion mediator activity
Source: RefSeq, a predicted model, not a curated record